Molecule: messenger RNA, 2376 nt
Organism: Dibothriocephalus latus
Lineage: Eukaryota; Metazoa; Platyhelminthes; Cestoda; Diphyllobothriidea; Diphyllobothriidae
Source: the annotation of a GenBank genome assembly
CUGACAAUAAUGCGUUCGGAUAAUGAAGCGACCAACGCUCUGUCGAAAAACGCCAGCCUUCAUGUUAGCAUUAGUGACAUUAACGAUGAGACGCCCACCUUCGAGGUAUCCGAGUACACGGGACAUGUGCGAGAGAACAGUGCAAACUCAGAAAUCCGUCUGGUUCCACCGAUUCACACCACGGACGCGGACGUUGGAAGAAAUGCCCUCAUCAGCUACAACAUUCGGGAGCUACCAAAAUCUUCACUGAGUCCCAACGCGACUGACGGCGAUAGGGAAAGUGGAACUGGGGAGACAAACAGACUGAGUUUUCACACCAGCCUCUUUCACAUCGAUUCCAGAUCUGGAAGGAUUCGCACGACGGCGGAGCUGGACUGCGAGUCCGUCGACCGAUACUCCUUCCUUGUGGUUGCCACUGACGAUGGGCUCCCCGAACGACGUUCCAGUUCGGCUACAGUGAAUAUUUUUGUUGACGAUGUCAAUGACAACGUGCCGGACUUUGACCAAUACCACUACAAUUUUGAGAUAAAAGAAAACUCCCCAGGUAGGACUGCGGUUGGAAAGGUCUCUGUGCACGAUGCCGACAAAACCGAGGAGAACCGUCGUGUUCGAUUCAGUUUGCGUGGGCGCCCAGAAGAUCUCUUCUUCGUUGAAAUCGACAGUAACAGUGGAGAGGUCUUCAUGCGUCGACCCAUCGACUAUGAACGACAGUCCUCCAUCUCACUUACAGUCGUGGCUGAGAAUGUGUCACCGCUUCAGUACCACUUCCCUGCUGGCGGUUCUUCGCAGCCAACAUUCUCCUCACUGCAGGUCAUGAACCCGCAUCUUCGGGCCAGUCAACAGGGCUUUCAAGGAUACGCAGCGGAGGCAAGCAUUGUCAUAUCAGUGCUCAAUGUUAACGACAAUCGGCCCGAGUUUGUGCCCAUUUCGCCACAUCAAAAACACAUAGUGUUUAUUUGGGAACAGCUACCACAGCAGCCAGCGGAGACGGCGUCCACUGCGAUGGUUGCAGGAAAUAAUGUCAGCGAGGCUGUCGCCAUGACAGAUCAUAGUGCUGCCACUGCUACCGGCAAGACGAGCGUCGAGCAACAAAAUUUUUGUGAGCCGAUUCCCUAUAAGAUCAUUGACAAGGAUUGGGAUCCGAUGAGUCAGGAGUUCUGCUGCACGUUAUCUUUGGAAAAUACAUUUGACGGCUUAUUUGCUCUCUCUGAGGAGGUUCCAAAUGUGCUUUGUGCCUUGAAACGACCUCCACAUCCUCAGAGCUACAAAGUCACCCUUGUGGCAAGCGAUGGGACGUCCAAUGACAACCUGUCUUCACAGAUUCAAUUAUCCGUAAUCAUCAGAAGUGGGCCAGAGCACAACGGCAUCUUCUCAAAGCCCCAGACAGCGGCCCCUUCCUCGAAGAACACCCUACAAACACCCUCCAUAUCAGCGUCUCGCUUGUUUACUGAGGCGCUUGAUACACAACCACUGGAGGAUCCGGAAAAGCUCAGCUUGGGCGGCUACGACCGAAAAAAGGCAGCUUCCGUUCCAGGAUACCAGAUGAAGAUGAUCUCCAUCCUCGUCUCUAUUGCGGGCAUAUUUUGUAUCCUUCUCCUCCUCGCCAUCGUGGCCCUCAAGUGUGGGAUGUUCGAUGGCCAAUACUUCUCCUUCACAAAAUCAUCCCGGAACUCUGAUCAAAGGGGAUCUUCGAUCGCUAAAGGCAUGACCAGUGGCGUUGGACUGACGGCCCUCAAACAUGACAUAUCUGCCUUACCACACCCAAAUCAAGCUCGCGUAAACGAUUACAACACCCUGGGUGACUACUUUCCAGAGGAAGUCUUUUACAUGGAACAAAAACAGACCCCGGCGUCUCAGCAUAAAAAGCAGACUUUACGCGAAGGUACCUACGAGAUUUCACCCCCCUUCAAUGAAGUCAACAAUAAUAACAACGGCUACAACGCUAACUUUCUCAUGACCAAUGAGAUUGGUUCUAUACCAGCUCACUACCUGACCUCCAUGCCAACCUUUCCGAACAAUAGUAGUACUAUGAAUGUUUCAUCCAAACAGCUCUAUAUGUCUAGCCCGAGAACGCCCCUCCUCGUAGCCACUCUGCGUGCACCACCAUCAGACUUUUCUGAGUCGCAUUUGACCGCGACGAAGCUGGACAUGGACAAUCGGUCACAGCCAGCGAUGCACAAGGCGUCCACAAAUCGAAUUCUCACCCUGAACCAGUACGGAGGUGAGGAGAUGCGGUCCACCGCAAACCCUACCUUCUACGUCGCUACAGAGGCCUAUCAAACUUUAGACCCCCUGACCCUCCCCAAGGGCCCUCCACCUCACCGCGAUAGUGCUACUGGGGGCAAGCGAUACAGGACUGACUCCUGCGACCCCAAA